Molecule: messenger RNA, 1390 nt
Organism: Vespa crabro (European hornet)
Lineage: Eukaryota; Metazoa; Arthropoda; Insecta; Hymenoptera; Vespidae
Product: S-adenosylmethionine mitochondrial carrier protein-like
Exons: 6
Coding region: 76-939 (287 amino acids)
Cellular component (GO): mitochondrial inner membrane
Molecular function (GO): S-adenosyl-L-methionine transmembrane transporter activity
Source: RefSeq, a predicted model, not a curated record
GUUGUUCACAUUUGGAUUAGUUCAUAGUUCAUAUUUCGAAAUAUAUUUUAUUGUAUUUUUUAUAAAUAAUAUUAAAUGACAAUGUACGAGAAAAAUUCAAAAAGUUUUGCUGAAAAGCAUGUAUUAUUUACAUCUAUACUUGCAGGAGCUAGUGCAGGUAUAUGUGUGGAUACUGUUUUGUUUCCUUUAGAUACCAUUAAAACUAGAUUACAAAGUCAAUAUGGAUUUUUACAAUCAGGUGGUUUUAAAGGACUUUAUCGUGGUUUAUAUCCUGUAUUGAUUGGUUCUACGCCAACCGCUGCAUUAUUUUUUGUUACUUAUGAAAAUAUAAAAGUAUAUACUGAACCUUUGGUAUCUAAAAGAUAUCAUUCUUUAAUACAUAUGGGGGCAGCAUCGCUAUCGGAAAUGGUAGCAUGUAUAGUACGCGUACCUGUAGAAGUUAUGAAACAAAGGAAACAGGCUUUAUUAUUAGAUAAGGACAAUUUCAAUAUAAAACUUUUAUACCGUGGUUAUUGGAGUACCGUAUUAAGAGAUAUGCCAUUUAGUUUAAUACAAUUUCCAUUAUGGGAAUAUUUUAAAAAUAUUUGGUCUCUUUACAUCAAAAGAGAUAUAUAUCCUAUUGAAAGUGCAAUAUGUGGAUCAUUUGCAGGAGCUUUCUCAGCAGCUAUAACAACUCCAUUGGAUGUUGCAAAGACAAGAAUAAUGUUAGCUAAUAAAAUGAUACAAAGUUCUGAAUUGAAAUUAUCUACAAUAUUACGUUCAAUAUAUAUCGAGAAAGGCAUAAAUGGCCUUUUCGCAGGUGUUGGUUAUAGAGUAAUGUGGAUUAGCAUAGGUGGUUUUAUAUUUUUUGGAGUAUACGAAGAGGCAAAAUUAUUAACAUUAAAUGCGUUGGCAUUUAUGACUAAAGAGAAAAAAGAACGUAUGAUUAUUUCCAGCUAAUAUGGUUAGUAUAAAAAAAAAAGAAAAAAGAAAAAAAAAAAGAAGAAAAAAAAAAUACUACUACACAAAUUCCAUUUAAGAGAUCAAGAUUUAUUACUUUCUUUGGGAUAACGUAAUAAAUUAACAUGAAUCAUUUAAAGUGGGAACGAUAAGUUAAUAUAAAAAAAAAAAAAAAAAAAAAAAAAAAAAAAAAUGUCAUUGAACGAAAGUUUUAAUCUGUAAAUUAAUCUAUUUGUAUUUAUUAUUUCGUAUCUAUCUCGUUUCUUAUCUUAAAUGUGAUUGAAGAUUAUCAUCAUUCGUAAGGAAAAAAAAAAAAAAAAAAGUUUGCAAUUAAAUAUGAAAUUAAAGUAAUUGUUUUCAAUUGAUAAAAGAGAUCAAUAACGCGGUAAAGAUAAAAAAGUUUUUUCAAAAAAAAUUUAUAUAUACAUAUAUAUAUAUAUAUAAUAUAAAU